Molecule: messenger RNA, 1940 nt
Organism: Solanum lycopersicum (tomato)
Lineage: Eukaryota; Viridiplantae; Streptophyta; Magnoliopsida; Solanales; Solanaceae
Product: BTB/POZ domain-containing protein At3g19850
Molecular function (GO): protein binding
Source: RefSeq, a predicted model, not a curated record
AUAAUAUCUUUCAUAUGUAACCAAAGCUUGUGAGAGGCCAUUUGUAUCUGUCAAUCACUAACUUCAAAGCACUUUUUCAUUUUAAGCUUGUCUUGAUUUUCAUUGAAUGCAAAAGUAGCCAUGCCACUACAAGCUCCAUGUGAUCUACAAAUCCAUGUAAAUGGUCAACAAACAUUCUUUCUGCACCAGAAAGUCCUUUCAAGAUUUUCUGGGAAGUUAAGGAAGAUAAUCAAACAAGAAAAGAAGAAAACUCAGAUUAAGAAUUCAGGUAUUGAGAUUCUUGAUUUCCCAGGUGGGGCACAAGGGUUUGAACUUAUUUCAAGAUUCUGUUACAACAAUGGUAGCAGCAAUAGCAUUAAAAUCACUGUCUCAAAUGUUUGCCUUCUCAUUUGCUCUGCAGAUUUUCUUGAAAUGACAGAAAAGUUGUCUUGUUGCAAUCUUUUGUAUAAAGCUGAGACUUUUUUUGAAGGAUUGUGUUAUUGGUCCUUUCAUGAUAUUCUGAAAUCCCUAAAAAGCUGUGAAACUUUUUUUGAUUAUGCAAUUUCUUGUGGGCUGAUUGAAAAGCUUAUAACUUCACUUCUUGGUACCCUUUUUGGUUCUUCAUGUUCAUCAUCUUCCUCUUGUUCAUCUUCUGAACAAGUAAAGCCAUGUUCUUGGUGGUUUGAGGAAAUGACCAUUUUACCCCCAAAGAUGAUAGAAGAGUUUUUAAGGACUUUAGGUGCUUUUGGUAGUGAGAAUAACAGCUUACUCCUCACAAGAUUCUUGCUUUAUUACCUAAAAACAUCAUCCCAUUGUCAAAAUAUGAUUUCAAGAAGUGAGUAUAGUGGACUUGCUGACACAGUAGUUCAUGGGGUAGUCAAAACAACAUUUUCUUGCAGAAAUCUUUUUUGGGUACUGAGAAUUGUAUCUGGUUUCGGGAUUAGCAAAGAAUGCAGGGGUUGUUUGGAGAAACUGAUUGGGGGGGUGCUUGAUCAAGCAACACUAGAUGAUAUCCUUGUUUGUGGUCACAACAAUAAUAUUGGUGGUGUUUAUGAUGUGAAUCUUGUGAUGAGAUUGGUUAGAGUUUUUGUUUAUCAUGAUAAAGUUACAAUAACAAAAUUCAGAAAAGUUGCAAGAUUAAUUGAUAAGUAUUUGAGAGAGAUUGCUCCUGACCAAACUCUUAAAAUAUCAAAGUUUCUUGCUGUUGCUGAGAGUCUACCAGAUUAUGCAAGGGAUUCUUUUGAUGGAGUCUACAGAGCCAUUGAUAUCUAUCUUGAGUCUCAUCCAGUCCUUUCAUUAGAGGAAAGAUCAAGAUUAUGUAGAUGUCUCAACUAUGAGAAACUAAGCCUUGAAGCAUGCAAGGACUUAGCAAAGAAUCCAAGAAUUUCACCAAGAAUUGCUAUCAAGGCACUUGCUUCUCAAUGCUCUUCAAGUAUUCCAACAAUAGAAGACAAUAAUAACCAAAUGGUUUUGUACAAGACAAACAAGAGUGAUCAUCACAGUUCAAGUGUUGCUAGUGAUCAACAGAGUUUACAAGAAGAGGAACAUGAAUAUAUGAGGCUAAAUUUGCAAAAGAUGCAAUGGAGAGUUGUGGAGUUGGAGAAAGUAUGUAGAGAUAUGAAAGGUCAGAUGACUAAAAUGGUGAAGACAGGGACUCAGACUAGAGCUCUGCCUAGGCUUUGUAGAAGUCAAAAUUUCUAAACACAGGAAAAAGAAAAAAGAGGACAUAUGUUGAUAGAACACAUUUGUCGGUGGAGUGGUAAGUAUUUUUCUAUCCUUAAUCAAAGGUCUCAGAUUCAAGCCUAGAGUAUGGAGUCGUCUUUGUUAAAAAGAGAUUUACUUCAUAAAAACUUCAUGGUACGAAUCAAGAUUUAAUCGGGGACCAUGUAAGCAAUGAAUACCAGAUGAAAAACCAAAAUAUAUAUGAUCAUUCACAUAUAAUAUUCCUUUUUCAUUUUCUA